Messenger RNA from Bipolaris sorokiniana ND90Pr, 562 nucleotides. RefSeq lists its product as uncharacterized. NCBI's taxonomy places the organism in Eukaryota, Fungi, Ascomycota, Dothideomycetes, Pleosporales, Pleosporaceae. The coding region runs from base 1 to 360 and encodes 119 amino acids. The record is from RefSeq and is a predicted model, not a curated record. The transcript is spliced from 2 exons.
AUGCACCGCCACACUGUUCCAGCGCAAUUUCGACUCCUUCGCAUACACCCCACCAACAUCUCGGAAAGCAUCAUUUCAUGCCAGCUCUUCACUACUAGUCUUGCUGAAGAACCAUCAUACAAUGCUCUGUCCUACGAAUGGGGCCAAAGAGACAUCACCAAACCCAUUGUAGUCAAUGGUACCAGAGUCCAGGUUACCCCCGAUCUCGAAGCCGCAUUACGGCGCAUCCGUCAGUCUGACUCAGAAUUCAUCCUCUGGGUCGACGCAGUGUGCAUCAACCAGCAAGAUUUCGACGAAAGGAAUACCCAGGUGGCCAUGAUGAGCAGACUGUAUUCCAAGACUACGCUGGCUUACGCAUGACUGGGUGAAGAAGAUGAUGGUAGCGCUCAACGUACUUCCCUUAUCCGCGGUUUCGUCGGUAAUUUUAACAAGCGUUUUGAGGACAUUGAUCAAUUCACUAUCAAAUCCAGUAGGGGCCUUUGCGACGACAUAAACUGGAGGGUGUGCGCGUAUGUUACACGAAAUCUUCGGGAUGGUAAAUUGGCAUUGGUCAUAGUUAUCU